Messenger RNA from Cuscuta campestris, 552 nucleotides. NCBI's taxonomy places the organism in Eukaryota, Viridiplantae, Streptophyta, Magnoliopsida, Solanales, Convolvulaceae. The record is from the annotation of a GenBank genome assembly.
AUAGUAGUCGUCUUCCCCGUACCCGGAGGGCCCCAUAUAAGAUCAACAUGGGAACAUUGAACACAUUCAGCUCUUCUCAAACAGGUACAAGAUUCUCUCCCAGUCUAAUCAUCAAUGUCAAAAUAGCACACCAAUCAAAACCAUAACAACAUAAAAUGAGAAAUCUUUCCCAUUUCUCAACAUAAAAGCAACAAUACAUGACUAACCUCAUCACUAGUGUACAAAACAGCAUGAAUGAUGUUGGACUUCCUGGGCAAACACAAAGCAUUCCAAAUCCGUUUGCUUGUUGUGAUGUUGUCUAAGAAAACAAUGUGGACUGAAGAAUGGACUCCAAUUUUGGCUCCAAAGUCUACUGCCAUUUUCACUCUGAACUCAGUAAAGGACACUCCAUCAUCAUCAUCAUCAUCAGUGACACUAACAACUGAAGCAAGUGCCCAAUUUCAUCCCGUGCGGUCCAAAUCAGAAACCGUCUCCGGUUUAUGAUCCGAUAUUAGCACCAAGUCUCCAGCUUCAAAAGAGACGACUUCAGCAAAUGGCGCCUUAUCCAUUGCU